GAAACUGAAGUCAGUUGGAAUGGAAGUCCACACUGUAACAUGUGAGUAUAUAAUUACUGCUUUCUAUGACAACUAUAUAUUUUGGGUACAUCUGUCCAUCUUGUCUAUCUGUCUUGUUUGUAUACCCUAUCUUAUCAAUUUGCCCAUCUUGGCUUUCUGACUGUCUUGGUUUUCAGUUUAUUUUCUCUGCAUAUAUAUAUAUAUAUAUAUAUAUAUAUAUAUAUAUAUAUAUAUAUUGUGUCUUAUAUAUAAUUACACUUUCACAACAUGAGUAAUAUUUUUUUUAACAUUUCUUCUUUCAGAAUAAACAUAGAUUAAUUUUUAUUUACUCUGCUUUGAAAUACUAACCAACAUCUUAUUUUCUAAAGGUGAAAAUGCAGAAGCAGCUCGUGCAAACUUGCCGUUGCCAUCUCUGAGUGUUUAUGUAGGUGACUAUAAUAUUUCAUAAUUUAACCUUGUGUGCGUGCUAAACACAUAAAUACACAUAUAGAAUAUUACAACUUAUGCAUGAGUAUUAAAAGUGCUACCUAUAUUGAAUACUUAUCAUAGAUUUUCCAUUUUGACCUAUAAUGAAAUCUAACCUUGUGAAAAUGAUUUCAUAAUAUAUUGUCUCUUUAAAAAAAUAAAAAUUAUUAUUUUUUUUUAAAUAAAAUUACAUUAAUUUAGUAGAGAGAUGCAAUACAUAUAUUACUUAAAAUGAUAAAGUGGAUUGAAAGGAAAAACAAAAGAAUGUGAUUAUUUUUUACAGAAAGGCAAUGGCAAUGAACAUUGUCCUCAUAUUGUCUCAAUAUGCAAGAAUUAGAAAAAUGAUUUAUUUUAAAAAAAAUAAUAAAAUGGAUGAUUCUAAUUAUUUUAUUGAGAGUAAUAUGGCAGAGUAAGUGAUGACUGAUUGUUAUUAAUAUGUUAAAGAGAGAGCCGUUGGUUGAUGAAAAAGAUAUAUUUUGCAUGUAGAUACUAGGGGAUAUAUGAUGUAAUAUUUUUAUUUAAUAAUGAUUUUUGGAACUGCCAUAUCCACUGGUAAAUCCUGAGAAAGAUUGUCUGGGAUAUUCUUCCAUAUACUGUUGUAUAUUUAAAAAUGUAUAUAUAAUAUAAUUUUUAUUACAGGCAGUACCGAGUUCAGAAAAUGAAUUCAUUGUAGCUUCAAAUUUAAGAACAAAUCAAGAUGUUGCUGAUUUCUGGCAAAUAAUUUUGGAAAAAAACAUAAACCAAAUUGUCAUGCUUUCUGCAAAUGACAAGGUGCGUUAAUUUAUAAUCUAUUUUCUUUUGUAUAUUGAGGGUUGAAAAUGUCCACUAACUGUCCACCGGAUAGAUAAACAAAUUUAGCAGUAGCGUGAUGCCUUCUUCAUUUAUAUAAAUCAGUUAGAUAUGUAACCUUUACACUAUUGCACUAGUAACUUGUUCAUUCUGUCUUAAAAACCUAUGGUGUAUUUCUGGACUUUUUUUAUCUCACAUAGUUUAUAUAAUGUAGAUAUGUUACACUAGUUUUUAUUGAGGUGAGGUUGGGCCCAAAAUAUGUCUACUCUGGUUGGAAUAGACAUGUCCUGUUCGUCACAUCCCAGAACAGGAGAGACCUUCCUGACAGAGGGGAGUGGGUAAUAAAGGCAAAUUGUCUAUUAUUUUAUUAUGACUCAAUUAAAUAAUUAUUUUCUGAGAACAUUUUACACCUGAAGAAUGAUUUGUCAGGGAAUGUGAAGUACAUGAUAAGGGUUCCUGUCAAAACAGUUUAUAUACCAUUAAGACACCUAUUUCAAAUACCUUAUACUACAGUAAGUGACCUGACUCUGUACUUUAACUUCAUCAUAUCAGAUCCUAGCAAGAGUAACCUAGGUCCCCCAUAACCAUGAAUUUGCUUGGUUCCAUUAGCCAUCCUAUGUGAAGAAUAUAGGGAGGGGCCCAAACUGUUAACCUGCCUAAUGGCCCUGUAGGAUCUUCUCAAUAUCAUUCUCAAUAUCAGAUGUUCAUAUAUAACUGUCAGGCCCACACUUACCUUUUCCUGGCUCCUGAGCAGUCCACUGCUAACUAGUUGCGGGAGCCGCUAUGUUGCAAGGAGAACUGGGCACACAAACACCAGCAUCUCCCAGAGUUCCCAGUCCACCACGCUCAAGCAUCCACCAGGAGAUGUAUUCAGUGGGGUCUGGAGUGAGGUAAAUGUUUGUCCCAGCCUUUGUAGGGAGGCAUGGCCAGGUUCUGUCUUUAGAUUGGUUGACUGCCAACACUUUACUGUGGUAGCCAAUCCAGUUAAACAGCAGAGUGAAAGAGCCAGAGGGGGUAUACCCUAUGUUAAAAAGUCCAGCACAGACUGAGAUGGUUGCUGGGUUGUCCUAUGUUAAAGGUACAGUAUAGUGGUGUCUCUUCCUGCUUACUAUUGUGAUAUUUACCUUUUCAAGACUCUGACCCCUGAUAUAAAGUGGCCAGAGUGCCUAUAGUGCCCCUUCAAAGUUUUUAUUAAAUUUUUAUUAUAGCCAAAUUAUAUACUUAUUUGAUUUUUAAUUACAUUUUUAAUUGAUUAUUGAUUAUUACCUACUAUGUGCUUUAGGUGGAAAGCAAAAAUUAUUGGUCCAGAAAUAAAACAAAUACACAUGGGGACAUAAUGGUGACUGCUGUGUCAAGUACUGACCUUAACAAAUGGACCAUCAGAGACAUAAAAGUCACAAAUGUGAGUAUACCUGACAUCUGAGUAAUCUUUGCUAAUAGAUAAUAAUAAACAUUGUCUUAUGAUUUAGUAAAUGUGACAUCAAACUCCAUCAAUGGACUGACUUGCUCUUGUGCUAUUCACAAAAUAAUUAUUUGAAAAACAGUUAUAAAAAGAACAUAGAUUUUAUAUUGCAUUUAUCCCAUCAAUAUAAAGUUGCAGUAAUAAGAAGACUUGUUUGAACUGCAAUUCAUCUUAAUUUGGGCUGAUUGGGUGAUCCACAAACUGCUAGCCAAAAUGUAGAAGAAUCACGAGCAAACAGAAACAUGCAUUGGACGAGCAUGUGUGUUUUGAUUCAUGAUCCUAAAUUCCGUCUGUGGCAUCAAGAAGAUGCUUUAUGGCUACAAUACAGUAACUUAGUGUUUAUUUUAUUCACAGAAAUGAGGAGCGAUAAAAGAGCUAUAUUUAUAUAUAUAUAUAUAUAUAUAUAUAUUUUUAUAUAUAUAUAUAUAAAUAUAGAUUUUUUUAUUGAUUCACGUCUUUCCCUCUAUUAUUUUUUUGAACUUGAUCUGUAACACAAAUGGCAGAAAAAAUGCUCCUAUUAGUGUACUGCAAAAUAUAUACAUCAUAUUUAUAUUAUUCAUAUAUUUUGCAGUACAACUGAUUGGCACAUUUUUGAACCCUUUCGGUUCAUCUGGUUUAUUUCCUGAAUCAGUUUUUUAGUAGUAAAAUUAUUUUGAGCAAAAUCGACAUAUGGCUGAAAUUCUUCCACCUUGGAGAAAAAAAAUAUUUUUAAAAAAUUGGUUUGGCUGAGCACAGAUCUUACCUAUCCACUGUGUUAAAGAUUGCAUUUGAAGCUGCAUAAUAAUACAAUUUUCUCAUGAGCACAAAAGCAUGAUCAUUAUAAUGCAUCACUUCCAACAGUUCUAUGAAAAUCUUUUAUGUUCUGUUGGAGCCGGAUUCUCUAGAUUUUUAAUUUGAAGGCUCAUGUCUACUAGUCUUCUAGUAUUGAGAUUUUUAAGAACAAAUCCUUUACAUAUAAAGUUUUCCUUUAAAAAUUAUCACUCUCCAAUAAAAAUGUCUUUUAAAAAAAUGCAUGACAUUAACCCUAAGCACAAGGUGCAAGUUGACCCUCCAGUGGUAACAGCCGUGACAGUCUCCUGAGCUUAAUAUCAUCAAACCACUCUGGGGAGAUCUCAAAUGUGCAGUUCAUGCAAGACGACCAAAGACUUUGUAUGACCUGGAGGCAUUUUACCAAGACGAAUGUGCAGCUAUACCACCUGCAAGAAUUUGGGGCCUCAUAGACAACUAUUACAAAAGACUAUGCGCUGUCAUUGAUGCUAAAGGGGACAAUACACACUAUUAAGAACUAAGGACGUGCAGACUUUUGAACAGGGGUCGUUUCAUUUUUUUCUUUGUUGACUUGUUUUUUUUUUUAUAAUUGUGCCAUUCUGUUAUAACCUACAGUUGAAUAUGAAUCCUAUGAGAAAUAAAAGAAAUGUGUUUUGCAGCUCACUCAUGUUACAUGGUACAUAUAUUACCAAUUCUCCAAGGGUAUUCAAACUUUUCAACACAACUGUAUAUAUAUUUUUGCAUGUAUAUAAAAAGUAACAAAAAGAAAAGACUAUCGAAGAUCUGUAUUACACAAUGUAACGCUUGCUUUCUUUAACAGUAAACAAAACAGCUAUAACGUUUUCAUUCCAGUAUAGGUAUGACUGAAUUUUGUUUUGUUUUCUUACUCAGGAAAAAGAAAAUAUAAGUCGACAACUGCAGCAGUUUCAGUUUACGGCAUGGUCUGGGUUUAAUGAUGAACAAACAAGAAAAAGUUUCAUAUCCUUUGUGCUAGAGGUCCGAAAGCGUCGAAAGCAAAGCAUAGUGGCAACUGCUACACUGGUUUACUGCAGGUACCACAAUAGAACAACCCAGGCAUUAUUAUUCCCUAUUUGUAAUUCCUAUUAAAUACCAUAUUGAUGUCUCUAUGUACUAACAUUUUCUGUAAUGUCUGUUCAUGAAAAAAAAUUACCACCUUUUUCCAAUAGCCAUAUUAUGCUGUUCAUUCUCAUAAAUUUGCCUGCUAUUACUUUCCCUAUUUACCAGCCAUUAUUGCCCUAAACCUUCUCCUAUUAACCAGAUGUUGGUAAGGGUGGGCUUUAAGAACGUUUAUAAACAAAAUGAUUAAUACACUAAAAUGUGAAUAGGGUGGGGCGUGGCCGAGCAUGCGACAGGACGUGUAGAGACCAAGCUCCUCACCCCCUGGCCAUAAAAUAGCGAUUAUUCAGCGGCCUUAACGUUUAAAAAUGGUCAGAAAUAAAAAAACACAGGCUCUGGGUGGCUCCCCACGCCGCCACACGGGCACGAUGGACGAUUUUAUCUGCACCCCGAGUACACAGGGCAGCUUCGGGCCGCCGGACAAAAUGGCGCCCGGAUCCCCGAGCCAGGACAGCAUGGGGGACUCCCUCCCAGAUGACACACUGGCCCAGAUUAAGCAGGAGCUGGCCAUGAUCUCCACCCAUAUGCUCACCAAGGCAGACUCGGGCGGCCUUCUACAAGAGCUUCGGACGGCGAUCAGGGAGGAGAUCACGGCCCUGCGGACAGACUUGUCGGCGGUUGAAAUGAGGGUGGAGGCCCUGGAGACCGAGGCGCAAGCAUGCCGCACGCAGCACCGGGCCGCGGAACUGGUCACCACACGACAGGGGAACGUACUGCUCUCCCUGCGACGCCAGGUCGAAAAUCUGGAGAACAGGAGCCGGCGGCAAAAUAUUUGGAUCCGGGGCCUCCCGGAGCCGGACGCAACCCCGCUGCCAGACACCCUGAGGGCCCUCUUCCGACAGAUCUUGGGCCAGGAGGGCCCCAAAGAGAUCCAGUUGGACCGCGUUCACAGGGCACAAGGGCCCCAACGCCCGGAUGGAAGGCCUCGUGACGUCCUUUGUUGCCUCCACACGUACAGCACUAAGGAGAAGCUGAUGGCGGCGGCCAGGGGCAUGACGAGCAUACAGUUCCGGGGCUCGGAGGUGUCCCUCUAUCAGGACCUCUCCGGCCUCACGUUAGAUGCCAGGCGUGCCCUCCGGCCCCUCACGACCACUCUGCGAGACAAGGGGGUCCCCUACCGGUGGGGAUUCCCCUUCAGCCUACAAAUUAAGCACGGCACCACGUGGCUCCAGGUGCGCUGGCCCGAUGACAUCCCGCGGGCACUGCGGACCCUUCGACUGCCGAACAUCCGGGUCCGUAAUUGGCUUCUGGAUACCCCACUGGCACCCCGACAGGACCCGGACGUAGACGACCGCCCGCCCGCGCCCCGGAGAGCAGAGGCCCAGUCACCCCAGAUGUGGGGCGGACCGAGUGGCGCAGAGGAGUAACGGAGAGCAAGGAGCACAGGUGGCCCGGAAUCAACCGGACCACAAGGUACUGGGGUGGUCCUGGGUAAGGGGGUGAAGCUACCCAUAGCGGUGAUAGGUUAGCAUAGGUGGGGAGGGAGGACGAAGCAGCCCCUGGAACAAUAGCGGAACCCGGUCCCCUGCCCCGCGACACCCGGGUAUCUGUGAAUGCGGCAUCCCUUGACCCUGCCGACUUCAUGGCGGCGCACCGCCUGGCACUCACCGGCCCCUCUGUUAGGCAAAAGAUGAUGCUGAAGCACCUAGCCGCCACCGACUUUUAUCCCCUCCCAGUCGGGACAAUGGUACCACAAUUUGUUGCCGCAUUAAUUGCCCACAGUGGACCCCCCCGGCCAUGCCACAGAAGCUCAGGCCCUUUGCACACAGGUUUUUUUUUUUUUUUACUAUUUUAGUAUAUCUGUACGUAGCAUAUAUCCCCUGUUGCGCCUCUCCUCUCCUCCCCCCCCUUUUUUUCGGGUUAGUUAAGGGACAGGAAGUGAUAGUUCCCGCCCGGGGUUUUGGGUGGGCUAUGGGAGCUACUGGGGGGGGGAAGGGGAGGGGGAUGCAUGGGGGGGACCUGUACACACUGUGCCUGGACAGCACCUGGGGGGACUCUGGGCAGGAGUUGGUGGGGCUUGCUGGGGGGGAGGCUGGGGGGGUCUGCAGUUGGUGGGGCUAGGGGGGUGGGGGGACCCGACUGGAGAGGGGGGGCUCCCACCCCGAGACUGCUCGUGGAGACGGGCUUGCAACGCUCAUCUGCCCUCGCCACUGGACUGGGAGUCUACUGAGCGGCAGGAGGCCGUGAUACAGACGAGAUGGGACCCGGACCUGUGUACUCCCCACCCAGACUGCUCCUUAGCACAGAAUGGCCAUAGACAGUCGCAGAGGGCCAGGGGGGAGGACACGGGGAACCUCUAUAGAUAUAGGACAGGUAGCUCCCACUUGAGGACACACCCAUCCUUCACUCCUGCCCGCACUGGGCCACACGCGCACCCACAGACAGACUGUAACACACACUAGGACGAGGGACAAGGAGGGUGGUUAACUUAAGGGACGGAACACCCAGAUCGGAUUCACCCACCUAGACAGUCAAGUCUACUUUUGUACAUAGUUUCACUGUUGUGAUUGUUUACAUUGUUUGACCCACUCGCCCUGCGCCAACAGGGGCUGCCACCCCGCCACGCACCCGCGUGACAUCGCACCAUACGUGGGCCCCCCGCAUAGCAUGAGCGCGCCCGGGCUCCUCACCCUUACCCGCCUCCUCCUCCCCCCCCGCGUCACCGCUCUAGACCCCAUGCCCUCCCCGGGUGCUGGGGGGUUCGCCCCGGCGCCCCUUCGCCUCUGGUCCAACAAUGUCAGGGGCCUGAAUACGCCGGAACGGAGGUCACACCUGCUGGGAGCAUUGUGGGCGGCUAGGGCAUCGGUGGCAUUUCUUCAGGAGACCCAUUUCCAGGGGGGAGAGGCCCCGGCUCUCAGAGAUUGGAGGUACCCCAUGGGAUUCUUCGCCAACCACAGCGACUCCAAGAAAGCAGGAGUGGCUAUCCUCUUCGCUAGCACUGUGCCCUUCAUCUGCCUAGAGGAAAAGGCCAACCCGAAUGGGCGCUACUUGUUCCUUAAAGGCACGAUAGUGGACCGGCGCUACACCUUCGCCUCUGUGUACGCCCCUAAUGCCAAACAACAUCGCUUCCUCGCUAAAACAGCACGGCUGCUUGAGGGUUUCCGGGUUUCUGAUCCUCGCGGGCGACAUCAACGUCCCCAUGGACCCCCGCAUAGACACUUCGAGGGGUGGUAGCUCACUGUCGGAAACCUGCCUCCGGGUCUCCCAGACGGCACUUCGAACGGCGGGGCUCGCGGACGGAUGGCGUGUCCUCCACCCGGACGCGAGAGAUUAUUCCUACUACUCCCCGGUGCAUUGCGGACACAGCAGGCUAGACUACAUCUUCAUCUCCCAAGAGUACCUCCACCUGCUGCACUCAUGUGAGAUCCUUCCUGCCAACUGGUCCGAUCACUCCCACACGCCGGCACUGGAAGCUAAACGACCAACUGCUUGCUGACGCUGUCACCCUUGCGGACGCCAAGACUGUUCUCCGCCAAUACUUCAAUGAAAACGACCCUACAGAGACGUCGCACCUGACCCGCUGGGAAGCGCAUAAGUGCGUAAUCCGGGGAUACUUCAUCAAGGUCGGCACAGCACGAAAGAGGGAGUCACGCAGGCUCUUAACGGACCUUCAUGCGCGGGUCGCCCAAUUAGACCAAGAACACAAAACUACAAACUCGGAGGAAGUAUACAGAGCGCUAUUAGAAGCACGACGGGCCCUACAGCACCAACUGUCUAAACAACUCUCACACUCAUUGCGGAAAUCCAACCGCCAUUUUUACGAGUUCUCCAAUAAGUGUGGCCGUCUGCCAGAAUGUUGCAGCAGAAACGCCGCCAGAGCCACAUAACUAAAAUCAGGACGCACAGCGGUCCCCUUACACAAGUGCCUGACAAGAUAAUCGGGGAAUUUCGAGACUACUAUGCUAAACUCUACAACAUUGCACCGGAUAGGACAGCCGGGGAGACACAAAGGAGACAAACGAAGACACAAGCUUACUUAGAUCAACAUGUCACCCGGACUCUCACACGCGAACAAAGUGAGGAACUCGAAUUCCCCAUCACGAUUGAGGAACUCCAGGGGGCCCUAAAAAACACCCCCCUCGACAAGGCCCCGGGACCAGAUGGGCUCCCCCCACGCUAUCUUAAGGCAUUUGGAGAGAUACUGUUACCGGAGCUAUUGUCGGGCCUGAACUCGCUUCUGGAAGACGGUAGGUUCCAGGGGGACACCCUCCUGGCCACCAUAACGGUCAUACCCAAGGAAGGCAAGGAUCCGGCCGCGUGCUCCAGUUAUAGACCAAUAUCGCUACUAAACUCCGACCUUAAGCUUUUUACGAAGGUCCUAGCGACCCGCAUAGGCCGCCUGGUCUCUACGCUGGUCCACCCGGAUCAAACUGGCUUCAUCCCGGGGAGAGAAGCCAAGGACAACACGGUCCGGGCCCUUAACAUCAUGUACUCACAACAGCGCUCCGAGCAGGGUAGCCUUCUCCUCUCCACCGACGCUGAGAAGGCCUUUGAUAGGGUGGACUGGAAAUUCCUCCAAACCACGCUCCGGACGAUGGGUUUCGGCCCUAACAUCCUGUGAUGGAUCGCAGCGCUCUACGCGACCCCAACGGCCCAGCUCCGGAUCAACGGAGUCCUCUCCCCGACAUUUGAGAUAAAAAACGGGACCCGGCAGGGGUGCCCCCUGUCCCCCCUCCUGUUUGCCCUCUCUCUGGAACCAUUUCUGGAGGCGGUCAGACGGGAUGGGGGUAUUACGGGGCUCACCCACGGCGGCCGGGAACAUAAGGUGGCGGCCUACGCGGAUGACCUCCUCUUCUUCAUAGGAAGUCCACUGGUCACAAUCCCCAACCUACUCUCGGCAUUCGAUGCGUUUGGAGCCCUCUCCAACCUGAAACUCAACGCGACAAAGUCUGAAGCCCUUCCCACGACCCUGACACAUGAGCUGGCGGAACACUUGCAGGCUCGCUUCCCCUUUCGGUGGUGCCCACACCGAUUAAAAUAUCUAGGGAUCUGGCUGACGAAGGACCUGACCCAGCUCUACCAGGAAAACUUCCUCCCCAUCCUCCGCACACUCCACACGGACUUGAUGCGUUGGGAAGCUCUGUGUGUCAUGGUUCGGGCGGAUAAAUGCAGUGAAGAUGAACUUACUACCACGCCUGCUGUACCUGUUCCAGACCAUUCCAAUAGCUCUCCCGCAGGCCUUCUUCCGAUCCCUGGACUCCGCGAUACUGAAAUUUGUAUGGUCGUCGGGCACCCCAAGAGUGAGGAGAGCGCAACUCAUCCUCCCAAAGCAUCGUGGAGGCACAGGCCUGCCGUCCAUCCAGGGAUAUUACCAGGCCUCCCACCUCUCCCGCAUCGUCGACUGGCAUGUGUCAGUCACGGACAAACAAUGGGUUCAGCUGGAGCUGAUGUGGGCGAAGGGAUGGAUUCCGCCGGUGGUUUGGACGCGGGCCCCGAUGAGAGACUAGGAACUCAGACGCCGCCCCUUCAUUGGGGCGACGCUGAGGAUAUGGUCGAACAUCCGCUACAAGUUGCAGCUCACGACCUACCCCGCACCCUUGACGCCGGUUAUAUACAACCCCGACCUGGCUGAUGGACUGCGAACGCAGGACGUGGACGGCUUCGGAGGGAGGGAGGCCCAGCGCCUCCGGGCGUGGUGUACCAGGACGGGGAUGAAAACCUACUCCGCUCUGACAGCGCAAACCAGGCCCACAGGCCUACUCCAAUUCCGUUACCAACAAGUUAAGCAUUACUACGCCUCCCUCCAAGGGAAACAGUUACUGCACAGAGACCCCACGAAAUUCGAGACUUUCUGCUCCAGCGAAGAACAUUUGACCCGCGGAAUAUCGAUGCUCUACACAAUGCUCUUGGCCGCUGACCAGGGGGCGCCGGCGCAUUUCCACGCUAAGUGGGAACAGGCAACGGGGGUCGCACUGACGGACCAGCAAUGGGAGAAGAUCCACAUUCUCACGCACCAAGGGAUACUAAGUACCAAAAUGAGAGAACUUAACUACAAAGUCUUGACCUGCUGGUACAGGACCCCGUCCAAACUGAGAUCCAUGGGGCUGACAUCUGACGACUCAUGCUGGCGAUGCACAGCCGCUGAAGGUACAGACCUGCAUGUCUGGUGGACAUGCCCUCGGAUCACAGGUUACUGGCAACAGAUCCAUGACAAACUCGUGGAAAUCUUAGAAGAAGAUAUCCCCAUGGAACCUAUGCCCAUGCUACUCAACCACACACAAAUGCCAAUACCACGCUACAAAAAAUCUCUAAUUCGGCACUUCCUCAAUGCCGCCAAGAGCCUGAUCCCCGCCAGAUGGAAGUCGACAGACAUUCCCACUCUAUCCCAAUGGCUAGAUAAGGUAGACGAAAUAUACACAAUGGAGACCCUCACGGCUGAACUACGGGGAACACAGGAACGCUGCACCCGACUUUGGACCCCCUGGAUCACCUAUAUGGCUGACCGGGGGCGGGGGGCGUCAGCCCAUCAGGGACCUGGGAGAGAGGCUGGGGAUGGUUAAUGGGACGCGGGCCCCCCCCCUCCCCUCCCCCCCCUUUUUUAAUCCCCGUUCCCGCUCCCCCUUUUCUCCCACCCCUUCCCCGCACCGGCACCCAGGGGGACCCAGCUCACUCCCCCCAAUUAAAACAAAGGACCCAGUACAUUUGGCCUGGACCCCAUCCUCACAAGACUAACACCGCACAACCCAGAUUCAACCAUGAUAGGGACCAAGGGAGCCACACACACAACGCAACCAAUCCAGCCCACAUAGGCGGUGAUGAGCUAGGGUGAGAUUGAAUAGGGAGAGACGCACUCGAUGCGCACAACUGGACGGAUGCCCAAAGGGGAGCUCGCUCCGCACGCACUGGCCCCGGGGGGCGGCUGGGGGUCCCUGGGGGGCAGGGAGCCCACAUGACACCACCAGGCCCUGACACCUGACAGCCCCCAGAGGGAUCCAGAGGGCCCGGACGUGGCCCCGACUCGACCACCCAGGGGAGUGGCCUGCUCACGAACCCCCUAUCCCCGGCCACGACCCAGGCGACGCAGACGACCUAGGGGCGUCCCUUUCUUUCCAGGAUGGCGCAGGGACGCUAUAACACCCAGACCCACACACCUAUCACCCCCCACAGAGGGGGGAGCCCGGCCCGCGCCUCGAGCCAAGGUACCCCAACCCAACCGCGCAAUGAGGCGCACCCUCACCUAACUACCGCUUUACCCACAACCCUCCCCGCUUGGGGCCCGAGACUGGGGGGCGGGGGCGCGGGAUGGAGGGAGGGGAAUGGGAGUAACGGCACCUCUAUCAGCCCUUGGGGGGCUGUCCCUGCCGCCCGGUGGGAACCCGGCCGCCAGCCGAGCCCUGAUAGCAGGCUCGUACCUCAGCAGGGGGGGUGAUAUGAGAAGGGAUAUGGCAAAAGGGAUCUUUAGCGAAACACUGUUACGGAAACAAAUGUUUGUACUGUUACUUCUUGUCAAACCACAAAACUAAAUAAAGAAUGUCAAAAAAAAAAAUGUGAAUAGGCAGUAUAGGAGUUGAUGACACUUUGUAGGAAUGCAACAUUUUAUAUAUCACCAAAAUAAUGCCUGUAUGUUGGAUUAUUUUAUUACAGUUAUGUUAAAUAUCUCUGCUGUAAAUGGCACUGAUCUUUGUAAGUAAUAGCAGGUUGUUCAUAACCUAUAUUUAGUAACUUUGAGGAAAAUAAAUGUAUCUACCUCUGUAGUGAUUGCUAUUAGCCCAAGUGCUGCACCUCAGUCGUGAAGUUUAGUCAAACUUGCCCAACAUGAAGGCCUUAAUUGGUAACCCUACAGAUCUUCACAAAAAUGGCAGACAACUCCAAUCUCUUUCUCACAAACAUGCUCUGUGCUUGGGAAGAAUGCAUCUUUAAUAUUGAUACAUAUUUUUCAUUCAGUACCAUUUACUUAAUGUGCACUGUUCCUUCUAAUUAUAUAACUGUAACAAAAUGGGUUAGAAUAUAUAUUGUGCUUUAUAAAAGUAACUAUAUAAUUAUCACAAAGGCAUUUUAUUCUAAAUCUUUUUUUUGUCUCAAGUUCUGGAAGGACUGGUGUUUUUAUUGUGUUGGAUCAGAUUAUACAACAAAUCGAGGAAGGAAAAACUGUGGAUUUAUAUGACACUGUGUACAACAUACAUACCCAUGGGCCACAAAUGGUGCAAACCGAGGUAGGUAAACAUUUAAUUUAGCUUUCUGCAUUCAGAGAAUUCUCUAAAAUGUUAAUUUAAGUAUUGCAUAUUUAAAUUUGCAUUAUUAUUUAAUGCUAUAGAGGAAUUCAUAACUAUUUUCAUUGUUGUUUAUAAAUACAUCUAUUUGCUACCUUCGGCAUUGUUGUGGUAGUGUUUAUGACAUGAUUUGCGAUUAAGAUAAUGACAAACAAUCCAAACAAGGCUCUUUCCAAUAAAGUGAAGAACAUGUUUGCACCCAGAGCUAGUUUUGGAGCUUCUGUUAGUGAAUUCCAUUGGGGUGCAUAUGGUUUUGCACUAUGAGAUGUUUUGUUUUUAGGUUAAUUUUACCUAGGCUAGAUGUGAACCUACAAAUCUGAAUUAAGUGUGUCACAGAGAUUGUCUAUGUACAUUUUGAAGUGCAGUACUGUUUGUGUGAUUAAUAUAAGGUUGUGAGAUAAAUGCACUAAUACUUUAUUUUGUGUUUUAGAACCAGUAUAUCUUCUUGCAUCAAUGUGCACUUGAUCUAAGUAAAACUGAAAAUGUAAACUUGGAUGUUUACAGUGAGAUAAACGACGAACCGCUGUAUCAGACGGUAGACAAAUCUAGAUACAAACCGUCUCAGUCAUCAUGAAGAUGGGAGAACCUAUGCAUACACUGAUGGUGGAUUAUCUCUAAU
Messenger RNA from Pelobates cultripes (western spadefoot toad), 13450 nucleotides. Lineage: Eukaryota; Metazoa; Chordata; Amphibia; Anura; Pelobatidae. The record is from the annotation of a GenBank genome assembly.